UGACGUAGAUCUCACGUGACCAAGAGCUGACGUGUGCAGAAGUCCUUCUUGUUCUGGUCCUUGUUCCCGUCUGAGUACCAGCUCCCCAUUGCCCUGAGGGCCAGCGGGCCUGCGGCAGAGGGAAGGAGGAGAAGAAGGAAAUUGUCCCGGAUUCUUGCAGGGGGUCCGAGCCUCUUCUGGGUUGCCAGUCUUUCCGUAGGUUGCGGCACUACGCCAGGCAAGAGAAGAGGAAGGAAAUUAACCCCAAUCGGUGAAGGUCGAUUUGAGGGUCUGCUGUAGCAGGUGGCACCACUUGAAGAGAGGGAGGAAGUUUCCUCGGAUCAGUAGAGAUUAGGAGGGUUGUUGGGCGUGGCACACCUCUAGGGGAGGGAAGAAGGGACAAACUGCCUGUCUGGAGGAGGUCCACCUCCAGUAUCAGCUACUGUGGCCUUGACGUGGCUGAAGACGAUCACCUUCCACAGGCCUGCACGCAGGCCCAUAGCCCUCCUCUCCCAGCCUGACUGAAUACUCUGUUCCUUGGUCCCUGCUAUUGUCAGGGACGAUUGCAUGGGCUACGCCAGGAAAGUAGGCUGGGUGACUGCGGGACUGGUGAUUGGCGCUGGAGCCUGCUAUUGCAUUUAUAGACUGACCCGGGGAAGAAAACAGAACAAGGAGAAAAUGGCUGAGGGUGGGUCUGGGGAUGUUGAUGAUGUUGGGGACUGCCCUGGGGCCCGGUACAAUGACUGGUCUGAUGACGAUGAUGACAGCAGUGAGAACAAGGGUAUAGUGUGGUACCCACCUUGGGCCCGGAUUGGGACUGAGGCCGGAACCAGAGCACGGGCCAGAGCAAGGGCCAGAGCUACCCGGGCUCGCAGGGCUGUUCAGAAACGGGCUUCCCCCAAUUCAGACGAUACUAUUUUGUCCCCUCAGGAGCUGCAGAAAGUUCUUUGCUUGGUGGAGAUGUCUGAAAAACCUUAUAUUCUUGAAGCAGCUUUAAUUGCUCUGGGUAACAAUGCUGCUUAUGCAUUUAACAGAGAUAUUAUUCGUGAUCUGGGUGGUCUCCCAAUUGUAGCAAAGAUUCUCAACACUCGGGAUCCCAUAGUUAAGGAAAAGGCUUUAAUUGUCCUGAAUAACUUGAGUGUGAAUGCUGAAAAUCAGCGCAGGCUUAAGAUAUACAUGAAUCAAGUGUGUGAUGACACAAUCACUUCUCGCUUGAACUCAUCGGUGCAGCUGGCUGGACUAAGAUUGCUUACAAAUAUGACUGUUACUAAUGAAUAUCAGCACAUGCUUGCUAAUUCCAUUUCAGACUUUUUUCGUUUAUUUUCAGCGGGAAACGAAGAAACCAAAUUUCAGGUUUUGAAACUCCUUUUGAAUUUGGCUGAAAAUCCAGCCAUGGCUAGAGAACUGCUCAGGGCCCAAGUGCCAUCUUCACUUGGUUCCCUCUUUAACAAGAAGGAGAACAAAGAGGUUAUUCUUAAACUUCUGGUCAUAUUUGAGAACAUAAAUGACAAUUUUAAAUGGGAAGAAAAUGAACCUACUCAGAAUGCAUUCAGCGAAGGUUCACUGUUUUUCUUUCUAAAAGAAUUUCAAGUGUGUGCUGACAAGAUUCUGGGGAUAGAAAGUCACCAUGAUUUUUUGGUGAAAGUAAAGGUUGGAAAAUUCAUGGCCAAACUAGCUGAGCAUAUGUUCCCAAAGACCCAGGAAUAACUUCUUGUUUGUAGUUUAGAAGCGACACACAUUGUAAACUAGUCCUUUUUCUCCACCUUGUUUAUAUGGUAAAGGAACCCUUUCAGCUGCCAAUUUUGAGUGAUGAAUAUCAUUGUAUCAUCAAUGCUGAUGUUUAACUGAGUUGGUUUUCAGGUCUAAGCUGGGUGAAUGAAUAUCACUACCUGUUCUGAAAACAUGUUUGUUGCUUUUUAUCCCGCUACGUAGAUUGAAAUAUUUCUACUAUUUCUUUUGCGUGACAGUGAACCAUUUGGUCAUAAGUAAGCUCCCUCCUGUCAUUUGCAUUAACUUUGUGUAUCAUCAAUAAAGUUGUGUGUUAAUGUUGAAAAAGAAAGAAAGAAAAAAGAAAGAGACCAUCCUUGUCCUUUGGUUUUAUAAUCUAGUUGGAGAGAUAAGAAAUACACAAACAAAAAGAUAGAAUAUCUGGAGCAUAUACUCAUUGUCAAAUGUGUGUUCUCAGAGGGUAGAGGAAGCAAAGGCUUCUGGGGGAUGUAACAGUCAGCUAUAGAUUCCUGGAGGAAGCCACCUUCUGAAAUAAGUCCAGAAUAGUCUAAGUCAUUAGGCUUUCCAAGAGUGGGAGUGCGGGGACACUAGGCUGAGAAAAGGCAUGGAGGUAGGAAUCCCUUUUCCUAUGACAGUCUACCUAGAGUGGAGAGUGUGGGGAAUGGAAGUUUGGAAAGCUGAGUGAAGUCAGUUUGUGCAGAGCUGUUGGAAUAUUAUCCUACAGAACACCAAGAGCCAUUAAAUAUUUUUGACUAGAAAGGAUAAUUGGAAUUCAUAUAGCAGUCUCUCUCUCACCAGCUGUGCAGUGUCUACAAGGGUGUGGAGAAAUGGAUCCUAUCAAACUCUGGUGGUAGGAAUGAGUUUACACUGAAUUUGUACGGGUUUGUGGUGGGCUAUUUGGUAAUACAGAUAUAAGCCUUCAAGUAUGUAAACCCUUUGUCCUGAGGAAAUAAUUGAAUAAUUGGCUAAAGACUGUAUGUACAAGGCUGUUCAUCCCAGCACUGUCCAAAACAGUAAGAACUGGAAGCAACCUAACUGUCUAACACACUGGAUUGCUUCAAUAAAUUAAGGAACAUUCACAUGGUAUAUAAGAUAACUAUGUUGAGUCAAAUCCAUAUUGCCAGGAAAAGAUAUUCAUUCUACAUUGUUCAAUGAGAAAGGUAGGUUAGAUAGCAGUGUUCAUCGAAUGAUUCAUUUCUUUUUGAAGAUAGUAAAACAUAUUUUAAGGUAGACACAACUAUGGAAUUACAGUUAUCCAAACAGUAGCUGGUAUAUUUGAGUGGAAGGAUAAUUAGUGAUAUUUAACCUUUUUGCUUUUUAUUCAUCUGUGUGUUAUUUGUAUAAAAUGAACAUUGUUUUGGGGGAAAUUUUUGAAAAAGGAAGUGUUGGGAAUGAAGCAGGUGGGUAGUACAUGUGCUGAAUAGAAAACAAUUGAGAUUAAAAAUGAGAUGGGUUGAAGUUUCCUCUCUGCAAUGCUGGAUGAGUGAUGAAGAUGGGGUUUGUCAUGAAGGUUAAAUCACCUUUAUUCCCCUAGAAUGCCGGGUUGAUAGUUUUUUUUUUUUUUUUUUUUUUUUUUUUUGUUGACCUUUGUUUUGCUGGGGGAAUUCUGCCAUGUGUCAGUGUCAUUUAAUAAAUAAUAACAAUAAAGGUUAGCAUUUAUUAAGUGA
Molecule: messenger RNA, 3374 nt
Organism: Mustela lutreola (European mink)
Lineage: Eukaryota; Metazoa; Chordata; Mammalia; Carnivora; Mustelidae
Gene: ARMCX3
Product: armadillo repeat containing X-linked 3
Exons: 5
Coding region: 547-1686 (379 amino acids)
Cellular component (GO): mitochondrion
Molecular function (GO): protein binding
Source: RefSeq, a predicted model, not a curated record